ACUGUUGCUUAUAAAUCUUUGGUACAAACAAGUCAACAAAAGCAGCAGCAGCAGCAGCAGCAUUAUUGUCACAAAUUUUUAUAACCCUUUUCUUUUGCUUCCUUUGCUCCCCUCCUGCAUUCAGUUUGUGUGUGUUUUUUGUUCCCAUUUUCUCAAGAUAUGCCUAGACCAGGUCCAAAGCCAUAUGAGUGUGUUAGAAAGGUUUGGCAUAGUGAUAGACACCAACCCAUUAGAGGUUCCUUCAUUCAAGAAAUCUUCAGGGUUGUGCAUGAGAUUCAUAGCCCAGCAACUAAAAAGAACAAAGAAUGGCAAGAAAAGCUGCCUGUUGUUGUCCUCAGAGCUGAAGAUAUAAUGUACUCCAAAGCCAAUUCUGAGGCGGAGUAUAUGGAUCUGAAAACACUUUGGGACAGAACAAAUGAUGCCAUUAACACAAUCAUUCGACUAGAUGAAACUAUAGAAACUGGGGUAUACUUGCAGCCUUGUAUUGAAGCUGCUCUGCAUUUGGGAUGCACACCCAGAAGAGCCUCAAGGAGCCAGCGGAAUAUUACACCGAGUUAUUACCUUAGUCCAAUCAAUCCUGACAAAAUGACUAUACCCUCAAGCAGUUUGCAGAACUCAGUGCUCGGAAAUCACAGAACCACUAAUCAAUUUAUGUCUGGUUGUUUAGAUGCCGGUAAAACUAGUUUCUCCUUUUUCGGCAUGCCAUCUCCAGGCCCUGCUGUUAAACCCUUAUAUUUUGGAAAUCCUAAACCAAAAGAUUCCAAGUUUAAUUUUGAUGUGCCUUCCAAGUUUAAUCUUGACACCCCUACCAAGUUUAGUUCUCAUUCCAUGAAGGCCAGUGGGAUAUGUGGAAAGCAAAAUCCAUAUGGUAAAAUAAAGGCUUUAGGUAAACCUUUUGAAGCAGAUGUCAAAGACGCCAGUUGUGACUCGUAUGGAAUUGAUUGUGAUCUAUCAUUGCGGUUGGGUUGUCUUGGUAGUCCAGGUGAGAAAAUUGAAACCAGAGUUGAUAAGGAUUUGGGAAAUUUCAGUUUAAUGAACCCCCAAGGAAAGAAGCUGACUGAUUCAUCAAUACAAAUUGACAAGUCUUUCUUCAAAACAUCUCAUAUUUGUGACUCAGUGGAUACCUGUUCUACCCAUCAGAUUAAUGAGGCUGAAAAUCUGAAUUUGAAGGAAACUGCAAGAAAACGCAAGUCCAUUAUGGAUCAUCCGCUUGAGGACGAAGAUUUCUCCUGGCGUCCGAAGGUUCCAUUUCACGAUUUCACUGCACGGGCGAGAAAUGCAGAGCCAUGAGGUCAUGUACUCAGGGUAAUAUUUACAGUCGCAUAUUAGUAGAUAUCUUCCAUCACGUCUGCAAACAGAAAACUAUUGCUGCUAAUCUUCCAAAAUUUUCCUGUACAAGGAACAGAAAAAAUGCACAAUUGUACACUACUCAGAAUCGUUCUUAUUUGAAAAUAAAGAAGAUGCCGAAACAGUAGCAUCGGAAGACUGGGACGAGAGUGACGGUGAUGAUAGUGAAGACAAGGUAAUGAAGUUGAACUCUAUCUGCAAACGCUGAUGGAGGGAAUAAUAAGAAACUGUCUCUUUUUCCUCUUCCAGUUCAAGUUCUCUUAAAGGUAUAGCAGCAAGAAAUAUUUUGAUAAACUCCCGACAACAGUCUUUUCCUUUGCAUAUAACCUCAUCACCGUCAUUGCUAUCAAAAUUAUCUGUGCAUGUGGUGAUUUCUUCAGUAUGAACAUUUUCUUUUCCCGUUCUCCCAAGCAUUAAUGUUGACUUAUCAAACUUUAAUAUGAAUGCUUGCUUGCAACCUUCAUAUAGCCUCUCUCCUAAUGUGUCAAUGAUGUAGUAGGCUUCAUUGUCUGCUUUAAACACAAAGAAAUGAUCCUUCCAACUUACUAUAUAAGUCCUUGGCUGAUUCUCUUCUUCCGUUUUGCCAAUCUCAUUCCAUAUCUCAUCAAAGGACAUGGCUCCUUUCAAGGACUCAAACUUUUCAGGACUGAAAAAUCCAACAAAAGAUUUCUCUUGUGAUAUAAGGACAGGACGAAUGCCGGUCUCUAAAACGGUUUCAAGAUCAAAAUGUUUAUCUGGGAAGUUGUUUACAAUUGGCUCAUUGUCACAGAGCUUCCUCCAUUCAGAAGAACCAUCAAUAAUGAGACUAUCAAAUUCAGUUCCUGUUGGCAUUCUAUCAUGGUUUGAGAAAAGCCAGUGGGAAAUGACAGCUACUAGAGUUGUGCAUGCACUCUCUCCUGCAGCUUUACAGCUACAUUGAUCAAAAGAAGCCAGGAACACUUGUACCACCAGCUUUGUCUGCCCAUCUCUGCUAACAAGGUCCAUUUCAUGCCACUUGCCUGCUGAAAGAGUUUGGCUUUGGAACUCUUGUUUGAAAUGUCCAUUGUCAUCUGCGUUCUCCUACAAUUAAUAUUUAAAGAUUCAGAUACAUGCUGAAUAAUAGAAAGUUUAUAUGUUUACACCUUAGUUCUUCAUUUCUACUGGCCCAAAAUGUAAUGAAAUGUUCAACUUAUUUGCUGGUAGAUUCACAAGUACCAAAAAAGACUAUGCAAUUUUCCAGCAAUCUUAUAAAUGUUCUCUUCGUAUA
Messenger RNA from Daucus carota subsp. sativus, 2593 nucleotides. RefSeq lists its product as uncharacterized. The record is from RefSeq and is a predicted model, not a curated record. The transcript has 5 exons. NCBI's taxonomy places the organism in Eukaryota, Viridiplantae, Streptophyta, Magnoliopsida, Apiales, Apiaceae. Gene Ontology annotation, molecular function: transcription coregulator activity. The coding region runs from base 160 to 1290 and encodes 376 amino acids. Gene Ontology annotation, biological process: regulation of DNA-templated transcription.